AGCCCUGUAACGAGUUAGUGCCGUCUUUUAUACACCACUUCCGUGUUCUUCUCACUUCAUUAAUCAGGUCGAAACAGGCAAGAGAUCUGGAAACAAUUCUUUCUAAUCCUCGUGUCAAGCACAGAAAUAUACAAAAUCAGGCAGAGUCGGCACCCAAAUGGACCCGUUAGACUUUCUAACGAAUGAAGAGUUGCUGCUUUUCCUCCACCGGAAAAAGACAAUGAUUUCCUGCUUAGAAGAACCGCACAGACUUCUCACUCAGCUACGAGACCACAAUCUGGUGCCGGAGAAACUUUACGAGAGUGUGAGAAAGGUGCAUUCUCGUAAGCAAAAGGAGAAGGUCGUCUAUGAGGUUCUGGACUGGGUGGAGAAAAACAGACCCCAGUGCAUGCAUCGGUUCUGGCGCUGUGUGUUUGAAGAUCAUAUUCUGCAGCUGUAUCCAACGCUACGCAUCCUCAGAAACAGUCUGCAGGACGGCACUUUCCAACUCUAUGAGAAACCUUUGGAUAUUGACACACGGAAGGAGAGUGAAGCAAAGGCAGAGAAGGAGAAGGAGAAGAGCUACAAAAGAAGAAGGAAGGAUAAUAGAAGUAGUGGGAAUAGUGAUGGUCCUGGUCCUUCCUCUGCGUCCACACCCAAGAGGAAGAAACCGGACAAAAAACCCUCGUUCUAUACGAGCUCUGGUUCAAGGGAGGAAAGUGAUGAUGAUGAUGAUUUCCAGGAGCAGGGAGGGAGAAGAGGAGGAACAGAGUUAAGAGAGAGAGUUGAAGAAGAAGACAUGUCAGAUCUGUCUGUUUUUCAGGCUCCCUCUUUACCGGUCACCUGUGCUUCACUUACUGGGACUCUGUACAAAUACAGGUUUGCGUCAGGGUAUCGUGGGAAGUGUAUACGUACUGAGGAAAGAUGGUUCACUCCGGAGGAAUUUGUAAAGCAGGAGCCGACUCUCACUGAUGGACACUGGAAGAAAGACAUACUGUGCCAUGGAGAAACAUUCAACUUUUUACUCCAGCAAAAUAUACUGCGCAUCCACUCCUUUCUGUGUGAAUGCGUGAAAUGCCGUACUCAAGAGAAAGACAUGAUGGCCCAGAACAAUGAUGAUGAGUGUUAUGUGUGUCGCUCUGUGGGACGUCUCGUGUGUUGUGACGAGUGUCCACGAGCUUUUCAUUCAGACUGUCACCUACCUGCUGUACCUGAAGACUCAUCUGGGGAAUGGAUUUGUACCUUCUGCGUGUUCAGAAACAGCCAGCAAUGGCGUGACUCCAGUAACGUGUCUGAACAAGAAGCUUUCGACGCCCCAAUCUCUCAAAACAUAUUAAUGCACUGCCACUACCUCCUGUUAUGUGUGUACAGACAGGACAUCCAGAAGGUGUUUGUUGAGGACCCACGACCAACGGUGCCCAGAUACUCUGAGUUCAUAACUCAGCCGAUGUGGCUGGACAGAAUAAAGCAGAAGUUGGAAAGUGGCGAGUAUCGGACGAUAGAAGCGUUCGUCUCUGACUUUCGACUCAUUUUCAGCAACUGCAGCAAGUUCAAUAAGAACAAUGAGUUUGGCCGAAUGGGUGCACGGCUGAAGCAAAUGUUUAAUGAAGAGUUCAGGAAAAUCUUCAGUAUCGAUUAACAGCUUUUACUAAUUUCUAAAGGAUACAAUUGAGAUCUGGAUUUUAAAUGUCAUUAUAACCACUGUAAUAAUAAACAUUCUGAAAAAAAAAAUUAUACUAUUAGACAUUUCAAAAAAUGUUUAAACUACUCAUGUUUUUUAUUUUGUAGACCAGAAUGUUCUCAAUUUAAGCCAGGGCUGUCCAAACUCAGUCCUGGAGUGCCGGUGUCCUGCAGAGGUAAUUCCAACUCUAAUCAAACACACCUGAAGCAACUAAUCAAGACAUGUUAGAAGAUUCAAUGCAGGUGUGUUGAGGCAAGUUGGAGCUAAACUCUGCAGAACACCGGCCUCCAGGACUGAGUUUGGACAGCACUGAUUUAAGGUGUUUUACACUGAAUGGAUCGAUUGGCUGAACACAAAUAUGCCAUCAGAAGGAGUAAAGAAGGAUUUUCAAUAGCAACAUUUUAAAGGGGUCAUGUGAUGCGAUUUCAAAUUUUCCUUUCUCUUUGGGGUGUUACAAGCUAGUUAGCGCAUAGAUAUAAUCCCUCUCACUAAUAAGAGUUGCAAAGACUAAAGUCUCAAAACCAAGGAGAUAUUCUUUAUAAAAGUGAUGACGUUUCCCUAAAAAGACUCGUUUAAACAUGCCCCAACUUUUUUUCCAAAAGAGGACAUAACUAGAAAUCAGCGGUUAAGUUGUAUUUACAACACUGUUCCAGGACAAUUCGAAACAAAUAUUAAUGUUUGCGCCUUUGCAGAGAAUGAUUUCUAAAACCUGCAGAGCGGCCUAUGCUGUCUGUGCACAGAGACUAUAAAGUGAGACCAAAUUUAACUCUGCAAGGACAGUCUGGUGCUUCUGACUCGCAACCUUUUCUUAUUAAAAGAACAUGCUACUUACUAAUCAAACGCAAGUUUUGAGCAGCAUGGAGUAAUGCUUGAUGUUUGUCGUUUCUACGAUCACAAAUGCAGAUGGAAAUGUUUAUGAGACGCAAUGCAAUGUGACGUGUAAAAAGACAGCACUAAGUUAUUAUAAUAAGGAAUUAUGUCCCCACUGGAUGCAACAAAUACCUAAUUUGUAAUGGCUUUUAUUGUUUUUGUGUCAUCGUGCUGGGACAUGGCAUCAUGUUAUGGUAAGAGGAGUAACAUUUUUGUCAGACGCUUGAGGUAUUCGCCCAAUCACAACGCCCAGUGCUGGCCAAUCAGAAAACACCUCGCUUCUCAGAACAAUAAAGAUACAAAUCAACAGGAAGUUUCAGGAAGAAGGGGCAUAGAGGAGUAACAGUAAUGUACAAUAGGAAAAGAAUGUGUUUUUUGCACCUUAAACUGCAUAAACAUACUGCAUUACACCAAAUACACAACAUAAUGUUCUUUUUAGCAACAUCAUAUGACCUCUUUAAAAUAUGGCAUAAAAGUAAUUCUACGAUUUUGGUUAUUGUAGACAAAAAAUUAAGUUGUACUUUUGAAAAUGAAGUUAAGAACAAAUGUUAUAGUUAAAUUAUAGUAACCAUUUUUUAAAUAAAUGUUUGUAUUAUUGAUUUCAAGUUUGUUGAGUAAAACUUUUCUUAUACCCUA
Molecule: messenger RNA, 3166 nt
Organism: Puntigrus tetrazona (Sumatra barb)
Lineage: Eukaryota; Metazoa; Chordata; Actinopteri; Cypriniformes; Cyprinidae
Product: nuclear body protein SP140-like protein
Exons: 12
Coding region: 158-1618 (486 amino acids)
Biological process (GO): regulation of transcription by RNA polymerase II
Cellular component (GO): nucleus
Molecular function (GO): protein binding; DNA-binding transcription factor activity, RNA polymerase II-specific; DNA binding
Source: RefSeq, a predicted model, not a curated record